Molecule: messenger RNA, 1107 nt
Organism: Ramularia collo-cygni
Lineage: Eukaryota; Fungi; Ascomycota; Dothideomycetes; Mycosphaerellales; Mycosphaerellaceae
Exons: 2
Coding region: 1-1107 (368 amino acids)
Molecular function (GO): protein binding
Source: RefSeq, a predicted model, not a curated record
AUGUAUAUCGCUGCUACCAUCGUCUCGUUUGCCACCUUGCUACUAGCAGCUCCGGUCGUUGAACAGCGAGCUGUUGAUGAACGAUUCACCCUCUACGAUCUUCCCACGCCGCUGACUGGGCCUUGCGAUUUGGAGCAUGGACCUGACGGCGCCCUGUGGGGUCAAGGAAUUCUUGACAAUAUAUUUUUUCGGAUCGAUCCUCAUACAGGCCACAUCGAUGAAUACCCCAUUCCAUUUACGACACCUCUCGACGCAUCUCCUAUUCAACUUCCCGGGAUUCUGAAGUCUGUUACAGAUCGCACGGCAUUGAGCUGUGCUAUUCGGACAGGGGCUGAUGGCAACAUCUACGCUGGAAAUGGAAUCCGGAAUCAGCUCGUGAGAAUCAACCCGACUACUAAGAAGAUCGACAUUUUCGAGGUUACACCUUUUAAUCCGGCCGGUAACCUCUUCAAUUUUAACGAUCUCUACACUGCCAAGGAUGGCAUGUGGGUAACGGCAACGACAGCCAACACCUACUCGUUCUUCUCCUACGCUACCCAAGAGUUCACUACCUACACUGUGCCUACUCCCCUGGCCCUUCCUCUCGGUCUCUUCGUCGCUUCAGACGGCGUAGUGUAUGUUGCAGAGCUUGUUGGAAACAAGAUUCUUACGUUUGAUCCGAAGACAAAGGCUGUGAACGAGUAUCCCCUACCAGAGCUUGCACAGUUUCCAGCUGUAAUCCGCGCGGAGCGAGAUGGACAUGUUUACUUCUCCCUUUUUGUCGGGAACGGAGUUGGCAGAAUCAACAUGAAGACCCACGAGAUCAACCUGUACCACACUAACCAAACUGCCCUUCUUGGUUCGGAGGACACGAUUGACAAGUAUGGAGGAGUCUGGAUCAGCUCCUUUACGACUGAUGUUAUGUCACGUCUAGACACGAACAUUUUUGAGUUCAGCUAUGUCGCACUGCCGAAUAGCUUUGCACAGACUGGUGCUAAUGGAGUGUUUGGAGACAUUCCUCCUUAUGUUGAUAUUGCGGUCAACUAUGGACCCGGAGAUGCAAUUUGGUUCACCUCUCUUUUGACGAAUCAGGUCGGAAGGUACAACAUUACGGGAUUGUACGAUUGA